Molecule: messenger RNA, 1908 nt
Organism: Tripterygium wilfordii
Lineage: Eukaryota; Viridiplantae; Streptophyta; Magnoliopsida; Celastrales; Celastraceae
Exons: 4
Coding region: 1-1908 (635 amino acids)
Source: RefSeq, a predicted model, not a curated record
AUGGCUUCUGCUUCCCAUUUGGAAGAAAUCGCCAAUCUUAGGGAAUCUGAUUUAGACGAAGUAAGUGGCGCGCGGUUUGGUGAUGAAAGGGAAGAAGAGUCCGGACAACAUCUGUUGGUUAAUAAGUGCGUUACCGCGACCGGGGAAAUUGAUGAGCGAAGUGCUUCAAGUCGGCCCGCUCCUUUGAAAGUGGUUCGUCUUCCGAGGAGGACUUAUCACGAGUCAGGGGUGCGUUUUGCGGAGCCUGUCGAGGAGGCUGGUACAAGUGAUCAUCAGUCUCUUCCACCCAUCGGUAUUGAAACGAUCGAAGCGGACGGCCGGCCCUUGAACUUUCUGACGAAGACGGAUGCUUCGGCUCUGAAAGGGAAUGAACUUCUGAGGUUGAAGUAUUGUUAUAAAUUUCCGUCCGGAGUGGAAGUGAAAGCUGCGACUUUUUAUCAGAGAGUUGAUUGGGAUGUUCCGGGAUGGGUGGCAAUGUAUGAAGCUCCGUUCAAACUGGGUCUACGUUUUCCGAUGCCUACGUUAGUACGGGACGUUUUGCGUUACUUCCGCAUUGCCCCAACGCAGCUCAUGCCGAACGGUUGGAGGCUUCUCUUAGCAGUUGAAUGUUUGAGUGAGAGGCUGGGACGUCCGUUCGGGUAUCGGGAGCUGUUAAACUGCUAUUAUUUGAAGGAACAUCCAGGAGACCCUGGCCGAUAUACUUUCAAUUUGUUUAGAAAGAAACAGGGCCAUCCGGUAUUAAACUUGACAACAGCUGACCGAGGGUGGAAACCCUAUUUCUUCUGGGUUCGAGGGGAGAUGGUAUUCGGUCCCGGCGGAUCGGACGGAGUUCCUCUUUCUUGGAAGAAAGCUAGAAAUUUGAGCAUGAAGCCUGCUUGUGAUAACUACGAGCGAGCUUUUAACAAUUUCGUUGGGGACCUUACUGCCAAGGAGAGAGAUUGGAAGGACAUUUUGAAAGAAGCAAACCUCCGUAGGAGCUCUUUGUGGUCGCACGUACAAGACUUGCAAGAAGAAGAAAGAGGGUUAUCGGACGAUACAAUGGCUGGCCCGGUUGAUGUUAAAAGUGCUGGUGAAGCCUUUGAGCGAAGGAAGAAAGCUGCUCAGGAAGCCAAAAAGAAGUCGUCCAGAGGAAAGUCUGGAAAGAAAGCAACAGAUAAAACGAAAGACACUGUGGAACCGACCGAUGGUGGCGUCGCAGAAGUCGAGCUUCCUCCUUCUCCCAGAGAGGCUAGACCAAAAAGGAGAGGAAAAGAUUUGGAGGAUUCGUCGGGUGCAGUCGUCUUUACCUUUCCCGAGGGGACGUCUGCUUUUGGCGACCCGGCCGCAUUUAUGAGUGCUGCGAGCGGUCUCGUAUUCCCGGCUGACGUUGAAGAGUUUACAGAUUUUACUACUGAGAGCAUCGCGGACUUUAGUGCCACCCGUGCCUUUCAGGUUUUCGAGGGUUGUCUCUAUAUGCGUGAGCAGUACGGCGUGAUGAAGCAAAAAUAUGUUAGCGCUUCGCUCAAACAGCGGGAACUCUCGGCCGAAAUUUCAUUAAGAAAGAAGAGAGAGUCCCUCGCGGUAGCCAAUGCCAAGGCUUUGGAAGAGAAGAUUGCGUCGUUCGAGAAGGAAAUUGAGGAUCUUAAAGCCCAGGUUCAGUCCUUGAACGUUAGUCACAAGUCUUCAGAGGAUGAAAUUGCGGAUUUGAAGAAGCAACUGGAGUCCGCUGUUGACGACGCCGUUAUUUGUACGACUGGGAAUCUAAUGAGGGAAUUCAAGGAGGGGAAGUCCUCCGAGUGGGAUGUUGACCUACAUAUCCGCAACCACGAGGAGUACCUCAAAAUGUUUACUGAAGACGAAGAAGAAGCUGAUGGUGAUGAGAUUGAUGAUGUGAAUGAUGGGAAUUGCGAUGCUCCCCCUUCGGCCUGA